This is a messenger RNA of Desarmillaria tabescens, 2303 nucleotides long. RefSeq names its product aryl-alcohol oxidase. The record is from RefSeq and is a predicted model, not a curated record. NCBI's taxonomy places the organism in Eukaryota, Fungi, Basidiomycota, Agaricomycetes, Agaricales, Physalacriaceae. Gene Ontology annotation, molecular function: flavin adenine dinucleotide binding; oxidoreductase activity, acting on CH-OH group of donors. The transcript is spliced from 11 exons. Bases 335 to 2113 code for a protein of 592 amino acids.
UAUCCGACGUUUGGAUGUGUUGUACCUCAAACUAUUCCUUUCAUGAUCGACUGGGGAGGCACAUCGGUCGAAACUUCAACAGCGGUAUCAAUUUAUAAUCAAAGGGACAUCCUAACUGAUUACUGAUAUUUUUGGACACCUUUUCCUGGAGCCUUCUCUAACGAAGAGACCUGAGAAAUUUCCUGUCAGGUGUACCAAAUUCCUUCGGUCAGAAUUCCCCGCUUCCGGUUUUCCCAUAGGGCAUGUCACAAGUUUGAAAGACGUACUUACGGGAACUUUCCUGUCUAUAAAGCCGCGUUCACUGUCUCCAAAGUUACACAAAAACUUUGUCGAGAUGAGUUUUUGGGAAGCAUUAUUGGUUCUGUGCCUUGCUAGGCCGAGCCUGUGCGCCAUCUACAACAGCUUCGCAGAACUACCGCUGAACUUAACGUUUGACUUUGUCGUCGUCGGCGGCGGAACUGCGGGGAACGCCGUUGCAAAUCGUCUCACGGAAAAUCCAACGUUUUCUGUUCUUGUCUUGGAGGCUGGACCAUCACCUGAAGGUUUGGUUAACCACACAGUGCCAUUCUUCAAUGUUUUCCUCAGAGGUGAAAACCCUUGGGACUGGAAUUAUACAGCCAUUCCUCAGGCGGGGUUGGAUGGGCGCGCACUCCAUUAUCCUAGAGGAAGGAUUCUUGGUGGCUGCUCCUCUAUGAACGGAAUGGCUUACCUUCGUGGUUCUUCUGAGGAUUAUGAUCGCUAUGCAAAUGUGACGCAAGACCCAGGCUGGUCAUGGAGCGGGAUCCAGCCAUACAUUCGUAAAAAUGAACAUUGGACACCUCCGACUGAUAAUCACAAUACAACCGGUCAAUUCGACCCUGCUGUACAUGGCUUUCAUGGCAUAAAUGCUGUUAGCUUAGCAGGCUUCCCUUCUGCAAUCCAAAACCGGGUUAUACAAACAACUAUGGAGCUGGCCAAAGAAUUUCCUUUCAACCUUGACCAUAAUUCUGGAUAUCAACUCGGCGUCGGCUGGGAGCAAUCAACCAUAAAGCACGGUACACGAAGCAGCUCUUACACGUCAUACUUAGGGCCAGAGUUUAUCGGACGUCCGAACUUGCAUGUCCUGCUGAAUGCACAGGCAACCCGGUUAAUACAGACCGCCUCAAAUCCACCAGAGUUUCUCACAGUCGAAUUUGCAGAAAGCCGAGAUGCGCCGCGUCUGCAGGUGACAGCGUCCAAGGAAGUUAUCGUCUCUACCGGUUCUUUGGAAACUCCAAAGCUGUUGCUCAAUUCCGGCAUCGGCAAUGCAAGCGACCUCACAACUUUGGGUUUGGAUACUCUGGUUGACCUCCCAGACGUCGGGAAGAAUCUUUCUGUCAUGAUAAUGCUCAAUAUUGCAUAUUUUGUGAACUCGACAGACACAUUUGACGAUGUCUUUCGCAAUGUGACCCUCAGGGAUGAGCUCCUUCUUCAGUGGAACGAGACAGGUGGUACUGGACUACUAGGUACAGGCUUCGGCAGCCAUAGUAUCUUCACAAGGCUUUCGAACAAUUCAACAAUAUUCGGACACUCCCCCGAUCCAGCUGCAGGACCUAAUACAGCUCAUAUCCAAUCCGGCACAAGCAACGGUAACAUCUCACCACCUCCGGAAGGACAUUUUAUGACCAUGAGCGUUACUCUGAAUACGCCCACUUCGAGAGGAAGUAUCGAACUCAAUACCACAGACGGGUUCGACCAGCCUCUGAUUGAUUUUGGCGCCCUUGCCACUGAUUUUGACAUAUUCGCCCUCAAAGAAGGUAUUAGAAGUGUCCAGCGAUUUCUAAGUGUGCGCGCGUGGGACGGAUAUGUUCUUGGUUCGCUGAACAACAUCACGACUAGCUCCACAGACGCUGAGCUGGAAGCCUUCAUCCGCUCCAAUGCUGCUCCAGAUGGCCAUAUCGUUGCGACAGCCAGUAUGUCACCGAAAGGAGCCACGCAUGGUGUCGUUGAUCCCGAUUUGAGAGUGAAGGGGAUCGUAAAUCUUCGUGUUGUCGACGGGUCUAUCUUGCCAUUUGUUCCGUCUGCAAAUACACAGUUCGCGGUAUAUAUCGUGGCCGAGAGAGCUGCCGAUUUAAUCAAAGCGGCACAUGAGUGAUGACGCCGUAGUGAAAAGGUGAAGAGGGAUCGGAAUAAGGGAAGGCGCCAGGGCUCCGCCUGCGGCGAGACUCCUUUAUCGAUACGAAUUUAAUCGUGUUCUGUCGCUUACUCCGAGAAUGGCAUUCCAAGUAAAAGAGGAUGGUAUAUGCAAGAGUCCCGUAAAUGUACAAGAUCGACUAUUGAUACAG